ACAACAGCCACUCCUACAACUACCACAGAGGAUCCAACAACAACAACAGCCACUCCUACAACGAACACAGAGGCUCCAACAACAACCACAGCUUCUCCCACUUCAACCACAGCUGGCCCUACAACUACCACAGAGGCUCCAAAAACCACAACAGCCACUCCUACAACUAGCACAGAGGCUCCAACAACAACCACAGCUUCUCCCACUACAACCACAGCUGUCCCUACAACUACCACAGAGGCUCCAACAACAACAACAGCCACUCCUACAACUAGCACAGAGGCUCCAACAACAAACACAGCUUCUCCCACUACAACCACAGCUGACCCUACAACUACCACAGAGACUCCAACAACAACAACAGCCACUCCUACGACUACCACAGAGGUUCCAACAACGACAAAAGGUGCUCCCAUUACAACAUCAGCUGCACCUAUAACCGCAACAGAUGCUCCAACAACAACCACAGCUUCUCCCACUACAACCACAGCUGUUCCUACAACUACCACAGAGGCUCCAAUAACCACAACAGCCACUCCUACAACUAGCACAGAGGCUCCAACAACAACCACAGCUUCUCCCACUACAGCUUCUCCCACUACAACCACAGCUGGCCCUACAACUACCACAGAGGCUCCAACAACAACAACAACAACAGCUACUACUACAACUAGCACAGAGGCUCCAACAACAACCACAGCUUCUCCCACUACAACCCCAGCUGGCCCUACAACUACCACAGAGACUCCAACAACAACAACAGCCACUCCUACAACUACCACAGAGGGUCCAACAACGACAACAGCUUCUCCCACUACAACCACAACUGCACCUACAACUACCACAGAGGCUCCAAAAACAACAACAGUCACUCCUACAACUAGCACAGAGGCUCCAACAACAACCACAGCUUCUCCCACUACAACCACAGCUGGCCUUACAACUACCACAGAGACUCCAACAACAACAACAACAGCCACUCCUACAACUACCACAGAGGUUCCAACAACGACAACAGCUUCUCCCACUACAACCACAACUGCACCUACAACUACCACAGAGGCUCCAAUAACCACAACAGCCACUCCUACAACUAGCACAGAGGCUCCAACAACAACCACAGCUUCUCCCACUACAACCACAGCUGGCCCUACAACU
Molecule: messenger RNA, 1158 nt
Organism: Osmerus eperlanus (European smelt)
Lineage: Eukaryota; Metazoa; Chordata; Actinopteri; Osmeriformes; Osmeridae
Product: mucin-2-like
Exons: 2
Source: RefSeq, a predicted model, not a curated record